AUGUUGGCUUAUCUGUCUGAGUACGAGAAAGAGCGAACUCACGAGAUUUGGCAGCCACUGGACGACGGAUACGGUACUAUCCAUAUUUCAGUUACCAUGUGUGCUAUUCGAUCUAUGGAGACUUCUAAUAAUUGUGGCGCGACAUGUUUUCGUAAAGAGCAGGGAAUCUUAAACAAUCCAUGUGAAUGGACUGUAGUUGGAAUCUUAAACGUAAAAGUUAUUGGAGCCAAAGGUUUAACCAGCAAACCAAAUGCAUACUGUACCUUAGAAAUCGAUAACGAGAGAGUUGAGACUAAUCGAGCGGGCACAAGUGCAGAACCUGUGUGGAACAAAUACUAUGAUUUUAAAAUAUACGACAUAACAUCAACCCUUGAUAUAAAAAUCUACGAUAGCUCACUAAAGAAUGCCUUUCUAAACGAAUCUAUAGGAAAGGUGUCGAUACCACUUCUGAGAAUAAACAACGGAAUGAUUCGAUCGUAUGCCUUGAAAGAUAAAAAGAAACGGAACAAUGCGGAGGGAAACUGCCCGAGGAUACAAGUCCAAAUGUCUUUAGCUUGGAAUCCAGUAAAAGCAACCGUGAAACUAUUUCAAGCCAAAGAGUUAAAACAUAUUAAGAAACCACCCAAAGUUGACCUUGCACUAAUCUAUAACAAUACUAAAGUUAUAGCAGAUCUUUUGACUCUAACCGUCGAGUUAAAUGAAUAUUAUAAGCAAGUAUUUGAAUGGGACGAUAGAGAGUAUUCAUUUGGUACACUAGUGGGAUGGCUGGUAUUCUGUUAUUACCUCAGGCUAUGGAAUAUUCCACUGCUACUCUUGCUGCCUUUCCUUUACCAAAUGAUUUUUUGUAGACAUAGAGAUAACGUGCGUAUUGUACAAGAUUGCGCAAACUAUGAUGAAAACAAGGAUGAGAAGACCGUCGGUGGAAGAAUACAGGAAAUACAAAAAAUGACAAUAAUUAUCACUGAUGGAAUCGAUUUUAUCAGAUCUUAUGUAGAAAGGCUUUUUAAUUUGGUCACCUUCAAAGUACCUUUUUUAAGUAUCGUUGCAAUGGUAUUACUGCUAGCUGCAUCAGCCGGAUUGUAUUUCGUUCCAUUUAAUUACUUCCUUAUGAGUUUAGGGAUAUACAAAUUCGGGAGGAAAUAUUUAAAUCCAGACAGAGUUUUAAAUAAUGGUUUAAUAGAUUUCCUUUCAAGAGUACCGGACAAUGAUAUAUUGGUAACUUCAGUCUAUUUAUACACAUCCGCUUGACAAUAACUUAGUUAUAAAUAUUCUAAAUUAAUUAAUAAUUAUAAUUUAUAAU
Molecule: messenger RNA, 1300 nt
Organism: Bicyclus anynana (squinting bush brown)
Lineage: Eukaryota; Metazoa; Arthropoda; Insecta; Lepidoptera; Nymphalidae
Product: multiple C2 and transmembrane domain-containing protein
Exons: 11
Coding region: 1-1248 (415 amino acids)
Biological process (GO): regulation of neurotransmitter secretion
Cellular component (GO): synaptic vesicle membrane
Molecular function (GO): calcium ion binding
Source: RefSeq, a predicted model, not a curated record